GCCGGCCGUGGCCCUUCUGGCGAAGGCGAGCCUAUCCGCUGCUAUGUCGGAGCCCGCGGGCGCGGCUCCAGGCAUGAAAGAGAUGCAUGAGAAACUCAUGGAGUCAGUGGAGUAUUCCCAAGCCGUCUCCACCAUGAGCGAGAUCAUGGCACAAGCGGAAUCCGAAGCCCGCGACUUCGUGGAACAGAAGGCCGCAGAACUUGGUGAGGACGGCGCUUUCGAUGCUGCGCUGAUGGAAGCCUUCGUAGCCUUUGAUUCCGACGACGAUGGAAAGCUGAUCGGUCAGGAGGCGGCAGUGUUGCUGGAAGUGAGUGGUCGAAGUUUACCUGCGGACCUGCAGAAGGAGUUGGAAGAUAAAGACUUCGAAUGCACCUUCGAGGAGUUCGUUGAGAUCUACGCGCGCACCACGCGCAAUGAGGACGUUCAGGACGAGGACGAAGAUUCUGAGUUUUAGGAUCGGUGCUGGCGCCAUCCGAAUUUUCACGCUGGACGACGCGAUGGAAAAAA
Molecule: messenger RNA, 507 nt
Organism: Cladocopium goreaui
Lineage: Eukaryota; Dinophyceae; Suessiales; Symbiodiniaceae
Source: the annotation of a GenBank genome assembly